GAGCCGUUUACGUCAUUGAUAAAAAAAAACUUUUUAUGUGUUAAAUAUUGUAAUAUUCAUCCGAUUAUAUAACCAUUUCAUAAUAUGGCUGUUCAUGUUGUUGAUGAUUUUCAUAUCAAUUUUUACGAUGACAGACAAAAAUGGAGUAAAUAUCAAAAUCAUUAAACGUAUAACCUUGGCUCCUAAUAUUAUUUGACAUAAUUCUUAUCGAAAUAUUACGCCUUAUCAUUUGUAAGCCGCCAAUCAACAACGGAUCUUAAUAAACAACACAAUCAUCAUUCGAAAUUCAAAUCUAUUUCUGUCUCCGUCAUUACAACGACAUUACUGUAUUAAACGUAGCGUAGACCACUCCCGCGCAGAAUGUUUUAAAAUUGAGUGACCUUCAACGAAACAGAAAUCAUCAAGUGUGUUUUAAAUAUAAAAUUGUAAUUUGAAAGAAGAAAAAUGUUUCUAUUAAGUAAAGUGCAAGUGAGACAGUUGAUGAGAUGGAAGGAUCGGAUAUAUUAUCAUUCUGGAGCGGGGGUAUUCGGGCAUCGACCGCGGGAGUUGAAUGAAAUUGAAACACCACAAGAAUUGAUAAUAAAACGUUACGAGAACUGUCGCGCGCAGAGAGUGGUCGACGCGUAUCGGACUUACGGACACCUACGAGCUAACAUUGAUAACGUCGACUACAAAAAUGAAAACAGAUACAUCAAAGAGCUUGAUAUAACGAGAUACGGCCUAUCGAAUCAGGAUUCAGUGGACUUGGGUUUAUUGUACGGAUACAACGGCAAACAAUCUGCGAGCGACUUAGUCGAACAAUUACAGAAAAUUUACUGUGGACCCAUUUCCUACGAGUUCUCUUACUUAGAGACAGAAGCUGAACGAGAAUGGUUCGCACAACGGAUAGAAUCUGGCUCUGAUGUCGUGGACAAAGAACGCCAGAUUGAAAUACUUGAACAAAUGCUGCGAUCGCAAGCAUGGGAUAAGUUUCUAGCAACGAAGUAUCCGUCUGUUAAGAGAUACUGUGGGGAAGGAGCCGAGACAUUGUUCUCAUUCUUCUCAACAUUGUUUAAACGUACUACCUCAGAAAAUGUUAAGCAUAUAGUGCUGAUAAUGGCUCACAGGGCCAAGCUAAACACUUUAAGCGUCUUACUAAAAUAUCCACCAGUGCAGCUCUUCCAUAAAUUAAACGGUAACCCAGAAUUUCCUGAAGAGGCAAACGCUGCUUGUGAUGUACCUACCCAUUUAAGCGUAUCCAGCGACAUCACAAUUGAAGGGAAUUCUGUUCGAGUUUCUCUCAUAAACAAUCCGUCCCAUUUAGAGGCAGCAAAUCCAGUAUCAAUGGGUAAAACUAGAUCCAAACAAUUCAUGCUUAGAGAGGGCGACUAUUCGUCAGACGGAUCUUCGAGAUUUGGUGAUAAAGCUAUUAAUGUUCAGAUCCACGGUGAUGCCGCUUUCACUGGUCAAGGAGUGAACCAGGAAUCCUUGAUGUUGUCUCAAGUACCUCACUUCGAAAUCGGGGGUUCUUUGCACCUGAUAGUCAAUAAUCAGCUUGGAUUCACAUUGCCGGCAAAUCGAGGGCGUUCUAGCCGAUACGUUACUGAUUUGGCCAAAUCAAUAGCUGUUCCCGUCAUACAUGUGAACGGUGAUUACCCAGAACUGGUUGUAAAAGCAACAAAUAUAGCUUUCGAGUAUCAAAGACGAUUCCGUAAAGAUGUGUUUAUUGACUACAAUUGCUACCGUCGCUGGGGACAUAACGAGCUAGACGAACCAACCUUUACAAAUCCGUUGCUCUACAAAGUCAUACAUAACAAAAAAUCAAUUCCCGAUACAUACGCCGAGAAACUCAUCUCAAACGCAACUGUAACUGAAUCUGACGUGAAUAAUGUAAAGAUGGAAUAUACCAAAUUUUUACAAGAGCAGUACGAAGCAGCCAGCUCUUAUACGCCCGAGGUGCAAUAUUUCCAAGACCAAUGGUCAAAUCUUUCAUCAGCACCGAAAGCCGUUGAAGUUUGGAAUACAGGCGUCGACAAGGAACUCUUGAAACUUGUUGGUAGGGCGUCUGUCUCUACACCUGCAGAUUUUCAUAUCCACCCACAUCUGGCAAAGACGCAUGUCAAAAAUCGUCUUAAUAAAAUUGAAUUUGAAAAGGAUCUCGAUUGGGGAACAGCAGAAGCGAUGGCAUUUGGAUCACUCUUAAUGGAGGGUCGUCACGUACGUAUCAGCGGAGAGGACGUAGGUCGUGGUACCUUCUCUCACCGCCACGUAAUGCUCAUCGAUCAAGAAAAGGAAACGAUGCAUAUUCCUCUAAACCACAUACAUGAAGACCAAAAGGCAUUUUUGGAAGUGGCCAAUUCCAUAUUAUCCGAAGAAGCAGUAUUAGGUUUCGAAUACGGUAUGGCUUUCGACAACCCGGAGAACUUGUAUAUUUGGGAAGCGCAGUUUGGCGACUUUUACACUGGAGCACAGAUCAUAGUUGAUACUUUUGUAGCUUCAGGGGAAACAAAAUGGUUACGCAGCAAUGGCCUUGUAAUGCUGCUGCCACACGGCUAUGACGGCGCGGCGUCAGAGCACUCAUCGUGCAGACUCGAAAGGUUCUUACAGUUAAGCAACAGCUCAGAGACAAACCCCGAUUCUGAAGAUGUUUGUAUAAAUAUAGUGAAUCCGACCACGCCAUCUCAGUACUUCCAUUUAUUAAGAAGACAGGUGGUGCGCAAUUAUAGGAAACCGUUGGUUGUUGUCGCACCGAAAAUCCUACUGCGGUCGCCUGAAGCAACUUCACAUCUUUCGGAAUUUGCACCGGGAACCCACUUCAAACCAGUUAUCGGUGAUUCGAUAGCGAAUCCGUUGAACGUAAAACGCGUCAUACUCGUAUGCGGGAAGCACUAUUACGAGCUCAACAAGGAAAGAGUCAAAGCUAAGAUUGACGACGUAGCCAUUAUAAGGGUUGAAUCACUUUCGCCUUUUCCUCUACAAGCGCUACAGAAUGAACUUGCGAAAUACAGCAAUGCUAGAAAAUUUAUAUGGAGUCAAGAGGAACACAGAAAUAUGGGAGCCUGGAACUUCGUUAAGCCACGUUUUGAGAAUCUUAUUGGAAAAAAGUUGAUCUACUCUGGACGAAGCGAAGCCGCUACUACCGCAGUCGGUGCAGCCAAAUUGCAUCGAGUUGAAGUUGAACACAUAUUACGAGAACCAUUAUACAAUAUUAAAUAACUUAUAAACGUACUACUAAUGCUUAUAUAAUGAUUUAUAUAUUUUUUAACAAUUUAUGCUCCUUGUAUUUAUAUGAACGAUCUCUCGGCGGAAACUUUGCAUUUAUUUAAGGCAUUUUUCUAUUUAAAUGUAUAAUACUUUUUUUGUUCUUUAAAAAUGUAAAUAAAAUUUUGUUAUGUU
Messenger RNA from Nymphalis io (European peacock), 3375 nucleotides. Its product is annotated as probable 2-oxoglutarate dehydrogenase E1 component DHKTD1 homolog, mitochondrial. Gene Ontology annotation, biological process: tricarboxylic acid cycle. Gene Ontology annotation, molecular function: oxoglutarate dehydrogenase (succinyl-transferring) activity; thiamine pyrophosphate binding. NCBI's taxonomy places the organism in Eukaryota, Metazoa, Arthropoda, Insecta, Lepidoptera, Nymphalidae. The record is from RefSeq and is a predicted model, not a curated record. The transcript is spliced from 20 exons. Bases 445 to 3195 code for a protein of 916 amino acids.